This is a messenger RNA of Scomber scombrus (Atlantic mackerel), 7191 nucleotides long. Its product is annotated as glucocorticoid receptor-like. NCBI's taxonomy places the organism in Eukaryota, Metazoa, Chordata, Actinopteri, Scombriformes, Scombridae. Gene Ontology annotation, biological process: nuclear receptor-mediated glucocorticoid signaling pathway; regulation of DNA-templated transcription. The coding region runs from base 519 to 3014 and encodes 831 amino acids. The record is from RefSeq and is a predicted model, not a curated record. The transcript is spliced from 10 exons. Gene Ontology annotation, cellular component: nucleus. Gene Ontology annotation, molecular function: nuclear glucocorticoid receptor activity; zinc ion binding; DNA-binding transcription factor activity.
AGCUCAACUAACUGUCCGCCCUACCCUGCCUGAGUUUGCAGUUGAGUGCGCCAGAGCAGCACGGUUGCAUUAUAUAACUUUAAUGUACUCACGGGUUUUAAGGGCGCAAGAAGUGAAUGUUCUGCGCUGUAGAUCUGUCGAUUGGUUGCGGAUUUUAUCCCGAUAUCGUUACAGCAAGUGACGGAUCGAUCAAUUUCCCCCCUACCGGCGACGAGCGUAAAAAGUUAAUAUCGAUAGAUCGGCGAAACGGUGGUGGAUCCUGCCAGCUCCAGCGAGGUCAGCGACGUUGUUGACUUUAGUUACAAAAUAGUUGAUAUUGCGGAGGAUGUUUUCGUGCCAUACGGGGAGAGAAACACCGACAAACCCGGCUGACAUUUCACCACUCAACGUUACAGCACGGAAGGCUUUUUAUAUGAGAGCUUGACUGUGUGGACGUAGCGUAAUUUCAUUUUUUCCAACUCGGUGUGACGGGAGAUGACCUAACUGGUGCAGCACAUCUAACUUACAGGAUAAAAAAAAUGGAUCAGGGUGGACUGAAGCGCAACGGUAAUCGAGACGACAGCCUGACAUUUGGGGAGACAACAGCCGGAAUAUGCAGAGAUACAGGUGACAUAGCUGGUUCACUGCUCCAGUCUGCAAUGCACCUGCCCAACCCUGUGUCUCUGCCCACAGUUACCCCAAAUGGACGGGGUGGAACGAAAGACCAGGCGCAGCUUGGAGGUCUCUUUGAGGCCCCUCGGCAUCAUGUUCUGUCUGAAGGGUCAGACAUGAAGGAGGGUAAACUCAUCAGAAUGCAGAAACCAUCACAACAACAUCAGGAUAUUGGUGUAAUCAACAUUGAGGGGAACUUGCCAUUGUUGAACCAGAAAAUUUCUGAUUUAGACCGGACGUCCACCUCUGUUAUCAACACAUCUGACACCUCCAUCCUGGGCAACCUCCCUCUGCCCGACCUUUUUCCCCAGCACAUCAAGCAGGAGGGGAAUUUUCCUCUGGAUAAGGACUUAGGAACUUACAGCGGACAUGCAGGUGCUGGUCCGUGUGAUUUGGAUAGUAGUCAUCUAAUGGACGACAGCGAGAUUUGGCAAGACCUGGACCUUCCUAACUCGCUGCCAGAAAUCAGUGAUUUUGAGUUGGAUUCAGAAGUGGCACACUUGGAUAACAUCCUGCAUGACAGCAGCAGUGUUGGCGGUCCUGUCAGCAGCUUGCUAAAAGAGACUAAGUCUCUCCUGGGUAACAAAGGAAACUGUACCAAUGUGAACGGUACAGACAAGCAGCACCCCGUACACCAUCAUCAUCACCAGCAGCAGCAGCAGCAGCAGCAGCAGCAGCAGCAGCAGCAGCAGCAGCAGCAGCAGCAGCAGCAGCAGCAGCAGCAGCAGCAGCAGCAGCAUCUCCUCCUACAGCACCAGCAACAGCAGCUUCACCCUCAACAUCAGCAGCCCCCAUCACUUCUCUCCAGCGUUAUGAUCAAGGAGGAGAAGGAUCCCGACACUUUCAUUCACAUCUGCACCCCUGGUGUGCUCAAACAGGAGAAGCAAGACAGUACUUCUUUCUGCCAGUCACAGUGUCUCCAGAGCAGCAUGAGCUCUCUUCACGGGGGAGGCCCCAUGUCCUCGCCUGUGGCCGUUGGCGCAGGAGCUGGCUACCACUACAGAGCCAACCCGUCCUCCACAGUGGGCCUACAAGACCAGAAGCCUUUUGGCAUGUACUCAAACCUGACCCCGGUGGGGGAUAGCUGGGUCAGGGGGAACAGGUAUGGAGAGGCUUCUGGGAUACAAAGGGGCGAUGAUGGGCUCCCCUCUGCCACAGCCCUGUCAAGUUUUGCUGUCAACUUCUCCAGCUCGUCACCUAGAACAGGAGAGACCAGUAGUUCUGUGGUACCGAGCCAAUCCAAGCCCGGUGGGCAGACCCAUAAAAUCUGUUUGGUGUGCUCAGACGAGGCCUCGGGAUGCCACUACGGGGUCGUAACCUGCGGCAGCUGCAAGGUGUUCUUCAAGAGGGCCGUCGAAGGAUGGAGAGCACGACAAAACACAGAUGGGCAGCACAACUACCUGUGUGCAGGGAGAAAUGACUGCAUCAUUGAUAAGAUCCGCAGGAAGAACUGUCCAGCCUGCCGCUUCAGGAAAUGUCUUCAAGCCGGAAUGAACUUGGAAGCAAGAAAAAACAAGAAGCUAAUCAAGAUGAAAGUGCAACGGCCCCCUGGAUCAUCCGAGCCCAUCAUCAACAUGCCUGUGCCAGUCAUCCCCAGGUGCAUGCCCCAACUUGUUCCCACCAUGCUGUCUGUACUCAAGGCCAUUGAGCCUGAGAUCAUCUACUCAGGCUAUGACAGCACACUGCCUGACACCUCUUCGCGGCUCAUGACCACUCUCAACAGGCUGGGGGGACAGCAGGUCAUCUCUGCAGUCAAGUGGGCCAAGUCUUUGCCAGGCUUCCGUAACCUGCACCUCGAUGACCAGAUGACGUUGCUACAGUGCUCCUGGCUCUUCCUCAUGUCCUUCAGUCUGGGUUGGAGGUCAUAUGAGCAGUGUAACGGUACCAUGCUCUGUUUCGCCCCUGAUCUCGUCAUCAACAAAGAGCGUAUGAAGCUGCCCUUCAUGAACGAACAGUGCGAGCAGAUGCUGAAGAUCUGUAAUGAGUUUGUCAGACUGGAGGUGUCCUAUGAGGAGUACCUGUGCAUGAAGGUCCUGUUACUGCUCAGCACAGUACCAAAAGACGGACUGAAGAGCCAGGGAGUGUUCGAUGAGAUCAGGAUGACGUACAUCAAGGAGCUGGGAAAAGCCAUCGUCAAGAGAGAAGAGAACGCCAGUCAAAACUGGCAGCGCUUCUACCAGCUGACUAAGCUACUGGACUCCAUGCAGGAGAUGGUCGAUGGUCUACUCCAGAUCUGUUUCUACACCUUUAUGAAUAAAACCCUCAGUGUGGAGUUCCCUGAGAUGCUGGCGGAGAUCAUCUCCAACCAGAUACCAAAACUGAAAGAUGGGAGCGUCCAGCCUCUGCUGUUUCAUCAGAAAUGACUGCCUUAAUCUGUGAAGCAAUGCCUUAAAUCCUGCCCUGCCCAUGUACCUCUCUGGGUCCCCAAGGCUCGUCCUGCCUCCCCCAUCACUCUGAUUUAAUUCCUCAGUUUUUCCGAGCCCCCUCUAGGAAAUCUGCCAUGCCCCUCCAGGCCUCUGCCAUUCAGCUGCAUCACGGAGCACAAUACAUGUGGCCCCACGCCUCCUAAUCCUGUCCCAGGUUCGGCCAAACUACAGUAGGACACCGUACCACCAACCUGUAGCUCGUCCUUUUGGCUAGCCAAGAAGAAUUUGGCUUCCAUUGGAAAUAUGUUGGCUCUGGAUGUCUCAUGGCAGCGUGCAUUUUAGGCAAUCUUUUUUUAUUUUAGCCCCCUCACCCGCUCCUCCGUCCACAGAUUUCUAAUGCUUUUUCUUUUUGGUGGCCGCCUGCCCAGUGUUUUACUGCUGUUUUCACUGACAAACCAACACCUCGAAACACUUUUUCCUCUCUCAACAUGACACUUAACAUGCUGUCUGAUUUGCCGAAAUAGAAGCAUGCUCGAAGUUCAGGACUACUGUUUCUCUGUUCACCUGCCCAGUUUGUCUCCAUUUGCCCUUAGCAGCUCCACUGUGCAGAGAAUCUAGUGAGUAUUCACUCGUCCUGGUUUCCAGAGGACUGCUGACAAAGGGGAUAAACAAAAACAUAGAAAAAUUAGAAUCAUCCUCAUGACAAGAGAGACGUUUUUAUUUUUUUUUAUUCUGGACCCGAAGACAUUAAGGACGAACUGUUUUCAUCUGUGAAUCAGUUAUCUUUACUGACAUGAUACAAAUCAGAUUUAUAUACCUGACCAAUGAAAGAAAAAAAAGUUAUAGUAGAGAAAUAUCCUGUUUAUUUUAAGCAGCCAUGCAUAUUUUACCACACAAGGAAAAGUCAUGAUAUUAAAAGUCACACUUACACACACAAACAUACAAUGUAUUCGCAGACACACAUCCACUCAGCUAAAUGUUUACACAGGAUGUAUCUGAGAAGGGAAAACCAGUGCCUUUUAGCUUUUAAAGCUCUUCAUAGCCAUCUUCUCCAAACUGUUGUGUUUUUUCUUUCUCUUUUUUUUGCGUCAGAAUCUAACUUUGACGUCCUUCCACAUAUUUUGUCUGUUUUAGUUUUUCCACGCUGGCAAUUUCUGUUUUCUUUCCAAGCCACCAUGUUGGUAUUUUUUAAUGUGGGCAGCUCUUCUGUCUGUUCUGAUCCCCAGACGUGAACGUAUGGAAGAUAGCCUAUGGUACAGAUCACAACAGUGUAGAGCAGAAUGAAAUAUUAAGAUCUUCAUUAUUAGGUCUUGAAAAGUUUAAGAAUCACUCAAAAAGUCAGGAACAUGCUGUUUAAGUCACUAAACACAUUUCAUAUAUUUAUAUUUGAAAAAUAUACAGCAUCUCCCUAUUAGUAUCACAUUGUAUUGAAAGUUACAGUGCCCAAACAAAUACAAACCAAACAAACACAAGUUUAACUGACUCCAUAUGAAUUCUCUGAACAUAAGUACCUUCACCAUGUAAAAAAAAAAAAAAAAAAAAAAAAACAUGAUUGAUGAAAAUAUCGGGUUUCUCUCAAAAUAUCAUUUUAUAUUAUAUAUACACUUUAAUCAGCUUCAUCUCAAAGCAUUUGAACAAACAGAACAAGAACUGGGAAUAAGAAAAGCCUAAUUAAAUCAUCAUAUAUAUGUGGGUUUUGUUCAUGAAGUGUGAAAAUAAACCCAUGAAUCUCAAAAGUACCUUGAGAUUAAACCUCUAUUCUGGGCACAUGAUUUUACCUCUAAAGUUGAAAUAUUUUUGGAAGAAUUGUGCAGUUUGGUCCAAAUAAUUUGUGAAUCAAAGCUCAGGCUAUGAGUGAAUACAUCACUUCGAUGUGUUCCACUAGUGCCAAAUGUCACAGCAAGUUAAUGUCCUUUUUUUUCUUCCUUGGAGAUGUGAAAGAGUAAUUAUUCUGUUGUGAUUCGACAUUAUGUGGUUGUUGUAACUUUGCUUCAGGGUGCUCAUUUAUGAGAAAGAUCUGAUUUCUGUGUCACACCUACACCAGCUUAAAAGUACUGAUUGUUAUCAUCCAAGUUAUAUAAGUGUAUGAUAGCCUUUAUUUUAGAGAUGCACAAAAUAUUGUAUUUUUGAAAUUGCAAAGGAGGCUGUAAUUUCUACCGCUGUCAAACAGGUGGAGUCAACAUUUGGUACAUUUGUAAUGUGAAAACAUGUCCGUACCAGCUUAUGUGAUGGCCAAAGCAAAACGCAUCAGCAGUGCAGUUUGUACAUUGGCUUCUGCUGGAAGUGCAAAGACAGUGCACCCACCCCAACACCCCCAACACCCUCCACCACCUCAAACGCAGUCCAUCUUUCAUCUGUGUUUCUUGUAACUGGCGUCUCUGCCUUAAAUGUCGACCGUAUAGAUUUUCAGCUGUUUACUCUGAAUGGUACUCCUCCCCUCCGCAGCGUAUAACUCUGAAUGGCAGUUAACAGACCAGGUAGCAGGUUGCCAUAGAGACCGGUCAUUUGUGUGUUACUUACAGCUAACAGCACAGCAGGCUCUGGACACAUACAAGCCACCAUUCAAUAAGAGCCAUCAUGUUUUUAAUCAGCCAUUCUGCCAGAAGGAUGGUCACUCGCAGCAGGGUUGUUUCGUGUACAGUGCAGACUUUUCAGCUUUACCCGCUAACAUGGUCUCAUGGCCUUGUGCUGUAAAGAACAUGGGUUUCAAGCCGCUCAUGUCAUUGUCAAUUAUUCUGGGGAAGAUUUGACUAAACUGUCUGUUUGUUUGGGUAACUUUUGCAUACAGUAUUACAGUUGUUUCCAGGUGGUGGUGCUUCAGAAAACCAGCUUUAACGUGUAGAUGUAACAUUAUCCCUGCUCAUUUCUAAAUGGCCAUAGGUGUAUAUAGCAGAGCUGACAUAUCCAGUGCAAUGUAAACAGUGUCUAUUAUUAAAAAAAAAUAUUUUUGACAUGGACAUAACCAACCUCUAUACUCCUAUACAUUUUUCUCUUUUACCUUUCAGCUAUACGUUUGAAUAAAGGCCUUGCGAAAGGGAGACAGAGAGCCAUAGAAAUAAGAUUUCAAAUCAGGAAAUAGAACCUUGACAAAUAUCAAUGCUUUUCAAGAUUGAUUUAUUGUAAAAAAAAAUAAAUAUAUAAUAAAAAAUAAUAAUAUUUUCUGCAAUUUUGAAUACAUCAACUUGAUCCUCUUUGAUAUGAAUAAUUUUACUCAAUCCUUUUUGUACAUUGAACGAGUCGAGAAAGUAAAUAUUUUUCUGUUUGUUGGUUUGUGUUUGAUAAAAGGUAGACGUGUUGAAUACAUUAGGAAGUGUUAAACAUGUUUGUCUUGUGAAGUAAAUGUAAAUUCUAAAGUCGUUGGGGAAAGUCUACAUGAACGCUCACUGUGUUUUAAAGUUAUAAGGAAACGAGGGCGGGAGGAAUGGAAGGUGACACGGACUGGACAAGGUUUUGCGUUAUAUCAGUGACCAAAGCAGAGGAGAAAAGAAAGAAAAAAAAAUAACAAACAAAAAGAAGUAUUCAAGCAGUUACAUUUUAAGUAGCACUUAUUAUCCAACUUCUAGUACUUCUUAUUUUAUUUGAAAGGUAUAUUUUGUAAAGGCUUUGGAUCCCAUGUAUAUUGCUUUGAGGAUUUACUGGUCACUUUAAAAAACUAAACAAAAAAAAAAAAAAAAAAGGUUGAAUCUCCUUGUGAAAGUAAAUCUACCAGAGCCUGACGGAAUUGCACUACCCUCAUACUGGUUGAUAAAAGUCUAUUUUGUAUAAAAUACAUGCAAAUAUUAUCUUUAAAGAUUAAGGGCAGAUCAUGUUUCACUGGUAUAUAUGGCUAUGGCUUUCAUUGAAGUCUGUUUUGUUCGUAUUUCAGUUAUGUAAAUGUAAUCCAAUGUAAAAACAAAAAAUAUAAAAUGUUUGUUUGAAAAAAAAAAACAAUAGUUUGUAUUACUUCUGUAUUACACCUCUUCUGUAGUCAGUGUCGAUAUUUUCACCUAUUUGAUUAAAUGUUGAAUUAAUUUAUCUGUGUGGUUCUUUGACAUUGGAUUUGGCAUUGUGUUGGUAACAACUUGGAUGAUGGUUUUUUUUUGUCAUCGCUGGUUUAAAGUGGAAAUUCGGAAGAACUGAUUUCUCUUUAGUUCAAACAUCUUACACAAUAAAGUUUCCUGUUUUUCAACGCUCA